AUGGUCCGCAACAUCAUUAUCCUUGGUGGAAACACCCACCCCGAGCUGAUUGACAGCGUCUGCAACAACCUGGGCCUUAACCCCUGCGAGCGCGUCCUCACCAAGUUCUCUGUUGGCGAGUCUCGCUGUGAGAUCAAGGAUUCGGUGCGCGGCAAGGAUGUCUUUAUUAUCCAGACCGCCUCCGGCUCUGUCAACGACGGCUUCAUGGAUCUUUGCAUCAUGAUCUCUGCCUGCAAGACUGGCUCUGCAAAGAGAGUCACUGCUGUCAUGCCUUUGUUCCCCUACUCAAGACAGCCCGACGUCCCCUACAAGAAGGCCGGCGCGCCUCUCUCCAAGUCCGCCUCAGAACCUUCCAAGAACGGCUACACCUUCGAGAGCGUUCCCGCGACCCCCGCUCCUGGCGUUCCGCGCACCGCUGGGCUCACCAAUGGCAUCGACGGCGUUGCUUCCAAGCUGGCUAAGAGCAAGCUGAACGAGGAGAGAAGCAAUGGCGCCAAUGGCGGCGACUACUUUAAGAACGGCAACGGCGAUUCCAAGGUCAAUGGCCACGGCCGCAACCACGACUCGAUCUCGUCGCAGGUCCGCUACACCACCCACGACUACGAGAACCAGAGCCAGGUCAACGGCUUCCAAUCGAAGCCGGGAUACAAGCAAUGGGUUGCCCAAGCUGGCACUCUGGUCGCGGACCUGCUGGCUUGCGCUGGUGCGGACCAUGUGAUCACGAUGGAUCUCCAUGAUCCUCAGUACCAGGGCUUCUUCGAUGUGCCGGUGGAUAACCUGUACGGCAAGCCCCUCCUCAAGAGGUACAUCCAGCAGAACAUACCCAACUUCAAGGACGCCGUUGUCAUCUCUCCUGAUGCUGGCGGAGCCAAGCGCGCUACCGCCAUUGCUGAUGAGCUGGACAUGGCGUUUGCCCUGAUUCACAAGGAGCGUCGCCCGACCAAGUACAGCGAGCAGCGCAAUGCCAGUAUGAUGCUGGUUGGUGAUGUCAAGGACAAGGUUUGCAUCCUCGUUGAUGAUCUUGUUGAUACCGGCAACACGAUCACGAGGGCUGCCAAGCUCCUCAAGAAGAACGGCGCUACUCAGAUCUACGCCCUCUUGACCCACGGCAUCCUCAGCGGUGACGCCAUCCCCCGUAUCAACGCUUCAGCCAUCGACAAGAUUAUCGUGACCAACACCGUUCCCCAGGGCGAGCACAUGAAGGUGUGCCCUAAGCUUGGCUUCCUGGAUGUUUCUCCCGUUUUCGCGGAGGCUAUUCGUCGUGUCCACCACGGCGAGUCGAUCAGCGUCCUUUUCCAGCACAACUAA
Messenger RNA from Colletotrichum chrysophilum, 1308 nucleotides. RefSeq lists its product as uncharacterized. Gene Ontology annotation, biological process: purine nucleotide biosynthetic process; 5-phosphoribose 1-diphosphate biosynthetic process. Gene Ontology annotation, molecular function: ribose phosphate diphosphokinase activity; magnesium ion binding. Gene Ontology annotation, cellular component: cytoplasm; ribose phosphate diphosphokinase complex. Bases 1 to 1308 code for a protein of 435 amino acids. The transcript is spliced from 5 exons. Lineage: Eukaryota; Fungi; Ascomycota; Sordariomycetes; Glomerellales; Glomerellaceae. The record is from RefSeq and is a predicted model, not a curated record.